Molecule: messenger RNA, 794 nt
Organism: Centruroides sculpturatus (bark scorpion)
Lineage: Eukaryota; Metazoa; Arthropoda; Arachnida; Scorpiones; Buthidae
Gene: mRpL12
Product: 39S ribosomal protein L12, mitochondrial-like
Exons: 1
Coding region: 96-647 (183 amino acids)
Biological process (GO): translation; mitochondrial transcription
Cellular component (GO): mitochondrial large ribosomal subunit; ribosome
Molecular function (GO): structural constituent of ribosome
Source: RefSeq, a predicted model, not a curated record
UUUAGGAAGCGUGGAGGUAGUGUGGCGAACUGAUAUUGUUCGAACGUUAACGAAUUAUUGCUAUUUAGAGAACUUUAACCAGUUUUAAACAAAAGAUGUCUCUAUUAAGAAUAUCGUGGAAGUGUAUGCGCCGAUCUAGUAAGCAUUUUAGUGAUAUUUACAGAAUAAAGACAGUUAAUAGGCCAUGCGCCACAGAAGCUCUAGUUACACCGUCUCCUAGUGACUCUGAAAAACAAUAUCCCGAGAAGCUGAAGAGGAUUACGGAAGAAAUAUCGAAAUUGACCCUUCUGGAGGUCAGCCAACUGAACAGCCUGCUGAAGACGACGCUGAACAUCCCGGAUGCUCCCGUGAUGGCUUUUGGGUCCGCUUCGGCCGCGGCCGCACCGUCGCCAGCUGAAGAAGAUGAUGAGGAAACCACCAAGGAAAGCAAGACUUCCUUUGCCGUCAAGCUGCUCAAGUUCGAGCCGGAAAAGAAGAUUGCACUAAUCAAAGAAGUGAAAAAUCUUAUGGAGGGAAUGAAUUUGGUCCAGGCAAAGAAAUUUGUGGAAGAACUACCCCGGGUGGUCAAGGCGGACGUCUCCAAAGACGAAGCCGAGAGGCUGAAGCAGGCCAUGGAAGCCGUCGGGGGCAUAUGCGAGAUAGACUGAGUCGGUCGGACUUGGAGUCGUAGUUGUAUAGUUGUUCCUUGUAGAUUCGUCCUACAUUUUCUUUUUUUGAGUUUUAAAAUAUUUUAACAAAGGCUGUAUAUUAAUAUUGCAAUGAGAUAAAUAAAUUCCAGGUGCACAUUGUUAAAA